GGGAAUACAAUUAAAUCCUAAUCACUUGUCGCAUGCUCGAUCCAUUAAGCACUGAAUGUAAACAGACACCUCCCACCUUCCCUUCUUUUGCAAACAUGUUCACCCACGUUCUUUCCACUCUUGCAUGUGAUCAGCAUGUCAAAGGAGGUUCAGGCGGUUCUGGUUCUGUCUCAAAUUCUCACGGAACGCACAACGAAUCAGUGGAUAGUGUGUACGGAGAGCUUAGCCUAACAUCCUCCCUCAAUCUGUUCCCGGAACUUGCUCAUAUACCGCGGACAACGAUACUCUACAUGGACUUUAUGCUCCCAACUUCCACUCCUUCCGUUCGUCUGUCUGCUUUCGGUGGUCAAGACGGGUGGUUUGGAGUGUAUCGGACAGAUAUGAAGCAGGGAGUUUUAUUACAGAAAUUGGAGUUCUCGCACGAUUCGGCCAUCACAUCCGUUCGGUUGUUCACCCCGUGUCCUGGUCUCACAGGUGACCCUUGUUCUAAUGACACUGACAGGUGGGAUCUGCUAGUUUGUUCUGCUUUCGAAGCCGCCGUGGUCUAUAGCGACAUCUUUCGCAACGACUGUCUGGGUUUGUCCAAUCAGCUGGUACUUCCACACAGCACCGAGUAUGAUCACGUGAAUUGUGCAUCUGUCGGUGAUUUCGACUUUGACGGCAUCCCCGAACUUAUACUAGGUACAUUCGGACAAACCCUGUUAUUUUAUCGAUGGAAGCCAGACGCAGGGGAUAACGCUGUAUCAGAAUCAACCAAAGGAAGCUACGAGCUAGUCGCACAACGGUCGGUUAUCGGUCCAGUUCAUUGUCUUUCGCCGCCCUUGGACAUUGUCGGUGAUGGUGUCAAAUCACUUGUCAUAUUGACCAGUCGCGGUCUGCAUGUCUAUCGUCACAAGGUUGACUCGGUUUUGGACCUCUUAAAAAAGCGGCUUUCUCACUGUGUAGAUUGACGUCAGAACUGUACAAUGUGUAGAUUAUCAUAAUAUGGCAGCACUGCUCAACGCCUACAUUCCGAAGCGUUGGUUAAGCGUUUGCAACCGAAUUGUCAAACUUAUCGAUAACUCAUCCUCAAGUCUUUCCUUCAUCUUGUUGCAUUUUCUCUUCUUACACUAUCCGAAUCUACGAACAAACUAGUAUGGGAACGCUUUCUUCCCGGCUCUACUGAGAAUUCAUGUGCACCAGUAAAUGCCGUAUCCAGCUCCCCCCAAAUACGCGCUCUUUUAUACAUCCCUCUCAGUCAGAUGACCAAUCGAGAUGUGAUAACACGUGUUGUUUGCAUUCACAAUAAUGAACGUUGCUCACUCGA
Opisthorchis viverrini is the source of this 1306-nucleotide messenger RNA. RefSeq lists its product as hypothetical. Bases 33 to 950 code for a protein of 305 amino acids. NCBI's taxonomy places the organism in Eukaryota, Metazoa, Platyhelminthes, Trematoda, Opisthorchiida, Opisthorchiidae. The transcript has 6 exons. Gene Ontology annotation, molecular function: actin filament binding. Gene Ontology annotation, cellular component: lamellipodium; actin cytoskeleton; KICSTOR complex. The record is from RefSeq and is a predicted model, not a curated record. Gene Ontology annotation, biological process: actin filament organization; negative regulation of TORC1 signaling; cellular response to amino acid starvation.